Molecule: messenger RNA, 1461 nt
Organism: Striga hermonthica
Lineage: Eukaryota; Viridiplantae; Streptophyta; Magnoliopsida; Lamiales; Orobanchaceae
Source: the annotation of a GenBank genome assembly
AUGGCUAAAACUGCAAAGGACACACUCGAGAGUGACAUGGGCUGUUGCUUCAUGGCUUCAUUCUUCCAACUCAAACCGAAAAACUGUGUCCAUCUUCAGGACAGCCCAGACAAGAAGAAGCAACUCAUAAUUACAACCUCAAAACCAGCUAAUAAACACCAAGAAAUCCCAAGGCUGCUGCCUUCGAACAACAAGAAACGGGAAAAUGCCGUGCUUUCGGGCCAGUUGGGCAAUGUGAUCAGGCGGCGGCAGGGGCAAUUCUGUAAAAAUAACCAAAAUGUCGUUACUAAGACGCUGAGCGGUACACACAUAAUGCUCGGCCCGAAAGACCAGUUGAGAGCCGAUGCUCUGAAGUCGUUAGGGAACGUCAAAUACAAGCAGGGGAAGUAUGAAGAGGCAAUAGCAUUGUACGACCGAGCAAUUUCCAUUGAUCCAAACAGGGCUUGUUACUAUGGAAAUAAGAGUGCGGCCUUAAUUGGAUUGGCCCGUCUCGUGGAGGCUGUUUUUCAGGGCUUAGAGGCGGUUAGAAUAGAUUCUACGUAUCAUAAUGUGCACUAUCGGCUCGCAAAACUUUAUUUAAGAUUGGGAGUAGCUGAGGAAGCGAUUAGUCAUUAUAAGUGCUCGGGACUAAGGGCAAGUCCAGAAGAUAUUGCUCGAGCUGUAAAUCUUAGGAGUUGUCUAGUGAGGUGUAUUGAAGGUAAGAAUAAUGGACACUGGAAAGCACUUCUUGGUGAGAGCCAACUUGCGUUAUGUCUCGGAGCAGACUCAGCUCCGCAGAUUUACGCGAUGAAAGCAGAAGCUCUAAUGGAACUCCACAGACACGAAGAAGCAUUUUAUGCCACGCAAAAUGCACCACAUUUUUGCAUCAAACACUAUACCAAAUUCUUAGGCUCGGCCGCAACAGCAGGCAUAUUACGAGUUCGUGCGCUGGUUUACGCAGCCAACGGCAGGUUCGAGGAUGCAGUGAAAGAUAUUGGGCAUGCAUUACGGCUCGAUUCAACAGACAGCAUGAGGUUGACCGUACAAAAAGUCAAAUUUGUGGGGUUAGCUCGACUGAACGGCAACCGGCUAUUCAACGAGUCCAAGUUUAUGGAGGCUUUAACUGAAUAUAGUAAAGGACUUGAGAUAGAUAGUUACAACUCUGUUCUACUAUGCAAUCGAGCUGCAUGCCGGUUUAAACUAAAACAAUAUGAAAAGGCAGUGGAGGAUUGUACACAAGCUAUUGCCGUUCGGCCUUCUUACUCGAAGGCCCGAUUACGGAGGGCCAACUGCCAUGCUCAGUUGGAAAAAUGGGAGGCUGCAAUCGAAGACUAUGAGAUACUAACGCGAGAAAGCCCGGGAGAUCGAGAUGUGAGGGCUUCCAUAAUAGAAGCUAAGAUAGAGCUCAGAAAAAUGCAAAAUGGGUGUAAUAUAGAGAUGGUUCACAAGUUGAGGAAUAUGCAGAAAUGGUUCACAAGUUGA